Beta vulgaris subsp. vulgaris (sugar beet) is the source of this 1944-nucleotide messenger RNA. RefSeq lists its product as uncharacterized. The coding region runs from base 1 to 1944 and encodes 647 amino acids. NCBI's taxonomy places the organism in Eukaryota, Viridiplantae, Streptophyta, Magnoliopsida, Caryophyllales, Amaranthaceae. The transcript has 2 exons. The record is from RefSeq and is a predicted model, not a curated record.
AUGGAGUAUCACUACAAACUACCAAUUUCACUCAGGGGGAGAAUUUGGCUAUUGUGGGAUUCUAGUAGGAUGGAUGUGAACAUUGCAAGGGCUUCAAAUCAGUUUAUUCAUGUUGAAGUGUCUCAUAGAAGCUCUGGGAAGAAGUUCUGGUUUACUGCAAUUUAUGGUGUGAAUGAUGCUGCAGGGAGACAACAAUUAUGGAGGGAUUUAGUGGAUAUAAAAAGAGGGAUUCAGAGUGCUUGGAUAAUAGGGGGUGAUUUUAAUAAUGUUUUAAACUUUGAUGAAAGGAUAGGGUCUACAAUCUCCAUGGAUGAAGUGGGUCCUUUUAGACAGUGCCUUAGGGAUUGUGAGUUACAUGAUGUUGUGUGUUCUGGACCAUUUUUCACUUGGUCAAACAAGCAGGAGGGUGUGGAUAGGGUCUUCUCAAAAAUUGAUAGAGUUUGUGUGAAUGAGCAGUGGGAAGAUUUGUUUCCUGAUGCUACUAGUACCUUUUACACUGAGAGUAUCUCUGACCACUGUCCUUGUGUGGUUAAGUUGGAUACUAAAGUAUUGACAAAACCUAGGCCAUUUAGGUUUUUCAAUAUGUGGUGUCAAGAUGAUAGCUUUGAAGACAUUGUUGAGCUAGGGUGGCAAAAAAGAGUGUAUGGUGUUCCUAUGUAUAGGAUUGUAGUUAAGCUUAAAGCUCUGAAACAGAAUUUGAAAGUCUUAAACAGAACUAAAUUCUCUGAUGUGGAGAAUGAGGCUGAGAGGGCUGCUGGUGAAUUAAAGAGAGUCCAAACUCAGCUUCAUGCUUGUCCCCAUGAUAGGACAAGGGAUGAGAAGAGGACUAAGGUGAGUUCAACUAUUGUGAAUGAGGGAAAGAUCCUUAGUAGUGAACAGCAAGCUGAGUUGUGCAGGAGAUUCAAUGCAGAAGAUGUGAAGGUUGCUCUGUUUGAUAUUGAAGAUAAUAAAGCUCCUGGUCCAGAUGGGUACACUAGCUGCUUCUACAAAAGAGCAUGGCCUAUUGUGGGAGCAGAAGUCACUGAAGCUGUUCUGGAAUUCUUUCAAACAGGUAGAUUGUUGAAGCAAGUCAAUGCAACUACCCUCUGUCUUGUGCCAAAGUGUGAUCAGCCUAAUGAUGUCUCACAAUUCAGACCUAUAGCAUGUUGCAAUGUGCUUUACAAAAUUAUUUCAAAGAUGUUGUGUGCUAGAUUGAAGAAGAUUCUUCCCACUUUGAUUAGUCCUAAUCAAAGUGCUUUUAUUGAAGGGAGGGUGAUAAUCCAUAAUAUCUUCCUUUGCCAAGAUAUUAUGAAACACUACAAAAGAAAGAAUAUGAAUGAGAGAUGUACUAUAAAAGUAGACCUUCGCAAGGCCUAUGAUUCUAUACAGUGGGAGUUCAUCAAAGAACUUCUACAAGCCAUGAAGUUCCCUGAACAGUUUAUCAACUGGAUAAUGAGCUGUAUUACAACACCUAGUUAUUCACUAAGUGUUAAUGGAGGUUUAUGUGGGUUUUUUGAAGGAAAACAAGGAUUAAGGCAGGGUGAUCCUGUAUCUCCCUUGCUAUUUGUGAUUGCAAUGGACUAUUUUUCUCGUUUGAUGGCUAGGAUGGGCAAGAAAAAAGAGUUUCAAUAUCAUCCAAGAUGUAGAUCACUAGCUCUUUACCAUCUCAUCUUUGCAGAUGAUCUGAUGCUGUUUAGUAAAGGUGAUAUCCAAUCUACACUUUUGCUCAGGAGAGCUCUGAAGGCCUUUGCAGAUACAUCAGGUCUGGAAGCUAGCCAACAUAAAACAACAAUAUACUUUGGAAGUGUAGAUGAAGAGAUUCAAAAUAGAAUAGUUCAGCUCACUGGGUUCCAGAGAGGAGACUUUCCUUUCAAGUAUCUUGGGAUACCAAUCACUACCAAGAAGCUAAAAAAGAAUGAUUGUGAUUUGAUUGUGGACAAGAUGCUUAGAAGAAUUACAAGCUAG